Molecule: messenger RNA, 460 nt
Organism: Cyphomyrmex costatus
Lineage: Eukaryota; Metazoa; Arthropoda; Insecta; Hymenoptera; Formicidae
Gene: lmgA
Product: anaphase promoting complex subunit lemming A
Exons: 4
Coding region: 103-357 (84 amino acids)
Biological process (GO): anaphase-promoting complex-dependent catabolic process
Cellular component (GO): anaphase-promoting complex
Molecular function (GO): ubiquitin protein ligase activity; cullin family protein binding; zinc ion binding
Source: RefSeq, a predicted model, not a curated record
UAUUUUCACCGAAAUCACGUUAUCGAGGAAUAACAGAGAAUUCGCGGGGAAGUCGCUGAAAUUGCAUCGCAUCACUCAAGAGAGCAAUCCUGAUUUUCUGAAAUGAAGGUAACGAUAAAGAGUUGGACAGGCGUCGCCACCUGGCGAUGGAUCGCAAACGAUGACAAUUGCGGCAUAUGCAGGAUGCCGUUCGACGCCAGCUGUCCAGAUUGCAAGAUCCCUGGGGAUGACUGUCCACUAGUGUGGGGGCAGUGCUCGCAUUGUUUUCAUAUACACUGCAUCAUGAAGUGGCUGCAUUCGCAGCAGACCAACCACAUAUGCCCGAUGUGUCGCCAGGAGUGGAAGUUCAAGGAGUAACCGCCGCUUAUCCCGCAGGCCCGCAGGUGUCAGCACGCAGCGAGUGAUCAGUAUACAAGAAAGGAUCGCGAUGUCUUCCCUGCAAGGAUUACCCCCGUUACCA